UAAAGAUGAAGGGGCAUUGUAAACAGGGCAUUGUAAACAUUCGGUAAGUUGACGCGAAAACGUUCGAUACAAAAGCUGUUGGCAAGUCCUGUCUCCUGGUAGUCAAGCCUAUACAAGAAAAGGAAUUGUGGAACGCGACACAGGUAGGAAUCCCCUAGUAAUCCGUCUAUACGUCUAAACAACACUGGAAUGCACUGCGACGUUUAUAAAGUUGGGCAAUUGAUCUGAAUAUUUUUUCUGCACGCCAAGGUCGGAAUCGUACGAAUCAAUUAUUGAAGGGUGAAAGCAUUGUGAGAGGGCAUCUGCUUUACAUCAUCAAUCUUCUAUUCUGUGUCAAUACCAUUCAGCACUGAAUGUGGUGCGGUGGGGAACUGGAUAAAGACAACCCGCAGCUUCUCACACUGGUUCAUGGCGUAGACCGAAAGGGGAGACCUGUUAUUAGGGCCUACAGGGGCAAUGCUCGCCAUCCAGUCUACCAAGAGUAUCAAGAAGUUAUCAACAAAAAUUAUGAAAAAGCUGCAAGACUCUCUCAGUUUCCCAGGGGCUGUGAAUCACCGUUGUACCGUGUAAAUAACAGUUCUUCCGAUUUAUGUUACUCCGAAACUACCAGUGCUAGAACUUCAACGCUAAGAACUCGUGCCAUGUCGCACUGGACUCCGUCUUUCUCUGGAGUUAGAUCAGCAACGAUUGUCCCAGAGGUAAAAGGUAUGCAGGCUAUUAUAUCAAGGCUGCGCUCUUCUUUAGCGAUACACGCAGGCCUGGGACCUACGAACAGUGAGGUUAACUUUCUUCCUGUUAUUCCUGUCCGCGAACGAAAACCACCGUCUAGCAACUGCCUGAAGAAUGAACGUCCAACAGGAAACACUGUUCCGAAGAAAAUGGAGUGUGACUCCAUUAAGUGCAAUAAUGUAGCUGAAGAAAAAACUUUAUCUUCUUAUACAGAAAGUUGCGGAGGAGGCAAGGGAACUUUUCAUCAAACAAGGAAAGUAAAGAAGCGAAAGAAAAAGAAGACUCUGAAGUCGAAAAAAUUAAAGUCAAAAAUUAAACCAAUCUCGGCAGACAUGGUCCCGCUUAACUCGAUAAAUUCGAGAUAUUUGUUGUCAUAAGUACUAGUCGCCACACGGAGUCAUGAUUAAAAUAACAGCAAUUAUAAUAAUACAAUUGGACUGACAAAAACUCAAACGACUUUUUCUUAGUAGUCAGUUUUAACACGGAUAACCUGACGUGUAAAACAUAUUCUUCCAAAGUUGGGAAUUCGUUGAUUUUUUGUUAUAAAGCAUGCAAGGAACUUCUACUUUUUUUUAGUCACUUGAGUACUUUCUUAAUGUAUGGUAUGCUGUCUUAAGCAAGCUUGGUUGUUAUUUUAAUGGAUUUAUUGUUUCCCCUAUAUGACAUUCUAACCCUUGCCGAUUCCAUGCCAUUAUAUUGUGGUGCUUAAUAUAAGCUCGUCUACAAUUCGUAUGUAGUGUACAUUCUACCCUAAAUGAUUGUUUUCUAAACCAGAAUGCUUUAGCUGGAUGCCAAUUUACGAAAAAAAAAGAAAAGAAAAAAAAAACAGAUGAACUUUAACAAGGCUGUUCCGUUUUAUCUUGUCUCGAUAGACGUUUAUCAAAUCAGCAUCAUGAACACCAUGCAGUUUGUUGUGUUUUUUAUACGCUCAGUCUAGCUCUUCAGAUUAUAACUUCAUAGAUUCAGAAAGCAAUCAUGCAGUAGUUUCCUUUCAUUUUACUAUCUAUUGUGCUUUAUAUAUGCUUUAUAGGGUGUCUCAGCAACUAUUUUCAAUUUCCAUGUUUGUCUACGAAGACUAUAAAGUCUCUAUGUGGUAAAACUUCAAAUAACCUUUCGUAGCUAAAUAAAAAAAAUAACAGUAAUUCCCUGUAAGACUGUUUAUCAAACCUAACGUUUGAGUCUGUGGAUGUCCUAAAGGUGAUCAUUGAAUUGAAAGCUAAAUGAGAAGUUACCUUUCCUAUAUGAUAAAGUUUUUUUUAUUACUAUUAUUUUGCCGUGAAACGUGAUUCUCUUCUCAGAGUCUAAGGAUGAAAUCGUGCAAUGUAAACAUCCACAUGAAUGCUAAUAAACAGUACUUUCCUAAAGUAAACUUAGUACAACUUCUAAUUAUUCCAAUAACCAUAAGGAUAAGAAC
Messenger RNA from Porites lobata, 2143 nucleotides. The record is from the annotation of a GenBank genome assembly. Lineage: Eukaryota; Metazoa; Cnidaria; Anthozoa; Scleractinia; Poritidae.